UGACGUCAGCACAGUGAGAAACAAACAUGGUCAACAAUAUGUCUGUGAAAGAUCGCGUGUCUCAGUUCGAAGCCAUGGCAGAAGAGGAUAAGAAAGAGGCGGAGAAAGCAGCUUCAUCUCCAGGCAAGCCGCCUCGCUUUCUCUAUCCUGGAAGUAAACAGAAGGAAGAUCAGGUUGCUUGCAGCAACAUGCAGCUACCGCUUCCGGUAAAACCUCGAACCUCGUUGACGGGUGUUGAUCUCGAUCUCGAAGGCGUCUGGAAUAUCCGAAAAAAUGUGUCUGUAGCCAAGUCGAAGUUGAAUCAACCUGUUUAUCCUCUGACGACUGGAUCUUAUAGCCGUCACGGGGCCGUUGCUACGAAAGGGCAAUCUACUAAUAGUCGUCACGAUGAUUUCUCUUUCUCGCCAUCAUCAGUCAGAGAUCGUCGUGAGAGUGUGCGAUUUCCAGAUCUUGCUCCACGGAAUGGACCCUCUCGUACGUGGAAGACGCCGCAUCAAGGUGUUUAUUCUUACUCAGAGGCCGCCAAGAGACGGCGAGCUUCGCCGACAGAAGAAACAACAGAGUCGCCUCCUUCAGCAAAAAGAAGAGUAAUGGGCGGCUUGCAGAGUUUAGGUCGAGAAUUUGAAUCGAAAUUUGCACCCAAAUCUACAACAGAUAUCAAAAGCAAUCCUGAACGAGACAAAAAGUUGAGAUAUGCGCAAAAGAUGGCUGCUGGUCAUUUGAGGUCUGCAGGUCUGGGAGAAUACACACCAAAGACAUCAGCAUACAGAAGGGAAAGAGACAGUAAUGAUAAUGGUUAUACAGCCAAAUGGAAGCUUCCUAGAGAUGAUACAGACUCUUAGUUAACACACUGGAGUUAACAUCCCGCCUCUGUUUAUGAAUAAAAUAAGAUGUAGGUAAGCAGGGUAAUGAAUGUUUUGAGGCAAUUGAUGUACUCCUAUAAGUUAUCAUGAUGGAUAUACAGCAUAUCGAACUGUCAAUCUUCAAUGAUUUUAUUUUACCAUACCGUUAUACAAUCAAGAAAUCUGGGACAAACU
This is a messenger RNA of Corticium candelabrum, 1037 nucleotides long. RefSeq lists its product as uncharacterized. The record is from RefSeq and is a predicted model, not a curated record. The coding region runs from base 27 to 842 and encodes 271 amino acids. Lineage: Eukaryota; Metazoa; Porifera; Homoscleromorpha; Homosclerophorida; Plakinidae. The transcript is spliced from 6 exons.